GGGUGCCCAUUCCAUGGAUGUAUGUGAAGACACACUGUGUGCAGACCUUUCCCAGGGCUCGGCUGUGAUCGCCAGUAGCCAGAGCAGAUGCAACCCCUGCCCUCUGGGGCUUCAGUGCUGUUUGGGGUCCUCAGUCACCCUGGACAGCUGAGCAAGCAUUCCUCGCAAUGCAGUAGAUGGCACUUUCCCGGCCUCCCCAGAUGUGGAUCCACAGCAGUGCAAGAGGAGCCCAGGAGCGGCAGAGACACCGGAGAACACAGCGCUGCAGAGCUAAAGCCUGAGGAGAGGUCCUCCUUUUUUGUCCUCCACUUCUUGGUGGAGCUGCACUCCCAGGAGAAUCCACCAGCUGAACUCCUGGCCCAGCUGGAGCAAGCUGAGCCCACUGAGGCACAGCCCAUGGGACCAGCUCCAGCCCCAACUGAAGUCCCACGUGCGGAGCCCGAGCCAGCUCCACCUGCAGCUUCCUGCCCAGCGCUGGGACCACAGCCAGAGUCCGUGGCAGCCCCUUCACCUGCUGCAGUGCUAGGGCACCCGGUGGUUGCAUGGCGGUCGGUGUCACCUCCUGAGCUCCGCCUGGGGCCAGCUCCUGGCCCCCUCCCACUGUUCCCCUCACUUAUGCUGGCUCUUGCAAUUGUAUUUACAAUUGCCCUUAUUUCUUGGAUUUAUAUAAAUAAUAGAACUAGCUUUUAAUAAAACUUAAAAUUUUAGUGUUUAAAAGGGUCAGCGUGGUGGCCUGAAGUGCCUUCUCCCUGUGUGUGCCCAUCCCCAGAGCACUGUGCUUGGUGGCUCCUGCCCACGCCCCUGGCCACUGCUCCUCUCGUGUACCCAUGGGCACCUGGCCUGCAGGGUUCACACCAGUGCAGUCGGACUUGCCUUUGGCCACACAGUCGUGAGAGGGGCUGAUGAAUCUUGUGCUAUGCAGAAGGGGAAACCCUAGAAAGAUCCUGGCCAUUUUUCAUUGGCUUCUUCAGUAGGUAAUCCAGGUUGUGUUGCCAGACAGGAUGUAUUUAUCACAGUAAGAUAACGUGUGCAGUCUGAAUGAAGGACAGGCGAAGGGCACCGCUGCAGGAAACCCACUGGGCCGUGGCCUCCCCUAGGCGCCCCCUCCUUGUCUGGAUCUCAGGGUUCAGGCUGUGUCUUCCCUGCUGGGAGGGGGUGCGCCACUCCUCAGCUCUCCUACCAUAUCAUUACGUGCGUGGGGACCUGGCCUGUCAAGCUCAACCCCACACAUUCAGAGCCCCAGUGACACAGUUGGCUCAGCAGCCUCUGCCCUCCUGGUUCCAGGGUCCCCGGUGUCUGUGUCAUCAAUGCUGCUUUUUAGGGUGGAAGCC
Molecule: messenger RNA, 1331 nt
Organism: Heterocephalus glaber (naked mole-rat)
Lineage: Eukaryota; Metazoa; Chordata; Mammalia; Rodentia; Bathyergidae
Source: RefSeq, a predicted model, not a curated record